Messenger RNA from Symbiodinium necroappetens, 1083 nucleotides. Lineage: Eukaryota; Dinophyceae; Suessiales; Symbiodiniaceae. The record is from the annotation of a GenBank genome assembly.
AUGGCGGAUCCGGUAGACAUCGAUGGUUGGAGCAUGGGCCUCCGCUUGGGCGAUCCCUUACUCAGGUUCGAUGCAAUUCUGGCCACUACAUCGCUUGGUGUCAGUGACUUGCGACAGCACCCAUCACUGCAAGCUGUGGCGAAGAACCUCUCCAUCUUUUGGCUGCCGAUUCACCACUCCAAUUUUCAUGACCUGCGCUCACGCGAUCCCACAGCAGAGGUGCACGUCGUCGGAACGCACACGGUCCACCGAGACCCACCGCUCUAUGCCCAGCUGCAGCGAACGGUGCGGGAGGUGACUGCUGGCAAGGCUCGCUUCGUCCAUCUGAACCCUGCAAAGUCCUUUGCAGCCACAGAGGGUCGCAUCAUCACGCCUCGGCAGAUAGACGAUCUCUAUCAGGAGAUUUCAUCCUUGGACGUGGCGAUCUGCAAGAUGUCGGGGUGCCAGAGCAAUUGGUGGUUCUGCAGCCGUUGGCGCACCGGACAGCGAUUGGUGAACCUUCUGAGCCUCGGCAUUCCGACCGUUGUGUGGGGCGAUGCACGCGGCAAUAUGGACGUUUUGGAAGGAAGGUGGCCACCCAGCGACCUUUUCGGUGACGGUAGUGAGUUUGGUGUCCUGGCACGCUGCCGCUGCAGUAUCCACCUGAGCUUGUCAUACGCGGAGACGGAGAUGCGCCGCAUCCUCAUUCGGCCUCGGAGCAGUCAGGAGCAGAUUUCGUGCGAGCUUCAGUUGGGCCUCGGGGUGUCAACGCCAGAGAUCUGCGAAAGACAUAGGCUCGGAGCCUUGCGCCUGGUCCUGCAGAACGCGACGCUGCGGGCCCUGGCCAGGGAGCAAGGUCCUCGCGUGCAUUUCGCGGGUUUCAGAGCUGGGAUCCGAGAGAAAACCUUGACCUUAAGUUCUUUGCCUUCCGUUGCAGCCUUGGGUCACAAGUCCUUCACGCGCUGUUGGACAGGCUUGCAGCUGGCCAAGCGCUUCACUUUGCAGAAGAUCUCAUCCCGCAUCGUGCUCAGAUUGGGGCUAUUGCUCUUCUUGUUGUUGCGUAAAAAGCCGUCAGAGCAAAGAAGCGCGUGGAGUAUCCAUUGA